Hypoxylon fragiforme is the source of this 1141-nucleotide messenger RNA. RefSeq names its product DUF1242-domain-containing protein. The transcript is spliced from 3 exons. Lineage: Eukaryota; Fungi; Ascomycota; Sordariomycetes; Xylariales; Hypoxylaceae. Gene Ontology annotation, biological process: intracellular transport; protein secretion. The record is from RefSeq and is a predicted model, not a curated record. The coding region runs from base 201 to 404 and encodes 67 amino acids.
GUUUAUCUCCGGGAAAUUCUUCUUUUCUUUCUAUCUUUCCUUCUUAGGUAAUCACUUUCGAGCGAUAGCUGGCUUUUGGAAAGUUGAAUUGAUUGACGUGACGUCUUGAGCUUGAAACUUGAGCCGGCGCAUUUCAAAGUUACACUUUUAACUCCUAAGAAUAAUCACCGCGAUUAAUAGACAACAACCUAUCUGUCAAAAUGUCUGCGCUCUUCAACUUCCAGUCCCUCCUGCUCGUCAUCCUCCUCCUCAUCUGCACAUGCGCCUACGUACACCAAAUAUUUCCCACGAUCCUAGACCGGAAUAAGCAAGGUUUCAUGGGCAUCUUCUGGAAGGCAGCCAGAAUAGGGGAGAGACUAAGUCCCUAUAUAAGUCUAUGCUGUGUGUUCAUGGCGGUAAGCUGAGCAUUUCCUCUUCAAGAGGGUCGCGAAAUAAACACACAGCUAACGGUCACAAAGGUCUCCAUGGUUGCCGGUAACUAGCGCGCAUCGAUUUACGGCCCUGGAAGUGUAUCGCAUAAGACAAAUAGGAGUUGGGGUGUUUGGUUUUGGGCAACGGUGUAAUUGGUAAUAUUGAGAAUUUGAGGACGUCCCGAAUGAUCGAAGUUCCCUCCCUAACACGAUAUCCGUCGCAUACUAGGUGCUCUUUCGACUUCUUCGUCUUAUCCUAAGCUUGUGGUUGUGCUGGUCUUUAUCCAUGUCGCGUUGGUCGAGUGACAGCACAAUAUAUUGUUUACUGCAUCAUGGCGAGCGGCCAGUGAUGGUGUACGAGGAUCUAUCUAGUAUCUGUUUGCGAGAUCGGCCCUCUUCGGCAUCCUUACGCCUCGACUAUCGAUUAUCUGAUGUAGGACUUGGCAACACGUCACGGGCAAUGCUACGGGAAACCCACACGGACGGCUGGUGUUGCGUGAGAAUACUGGGUGUCACAGAUAAGAAUUACGACACAAUUACCAGAUACACCUGCGUGAAGGGGUUUUCGUGGGGGGAAGGGAGAUUGGGUAUCACUCCAGCGCAAGCGAGUGACCUCUACGGGAUAAGUGCAGGCUGUCAAUGGUAUCCUACAUAGACACUAUAUGCCGGAAGAGACCUCAUAUAAUAUAGGGUGUAGCAUAUUGUAAUCACAUCCAUAAAUGCUUUGAAAA